Messenger RNA from Pyrus x bretschneideri (Chinese white pear), 4194 nucleotides. Its product is annotated as NF-X1-type zinc finger protein NFXL1. Gene Ontology annotation, molecular function: RNA polymerase II transcription regulatory region sequence-specific DNA binding; DNA-binding transcription factor activity, RNA polymerase II-specific; zinc ion binding. NCBI's taxonomy places the organism in Eukaryota, Viridiplantae, Streptophyta, Magnoliopsida, Rosales, Rosaceae. Gene Ontology annotation, cellular component: nucleus. The transcript is spliced from 2 exons. The coding region runs from base 482 to 3985 and encodes 1167 amino acids. The record is from RefSeq and is a predicted model, not a curated record. Gene Ontology annotation, biological process: regulation of DNA-templated transcription.
CUCACUGCCUUUCCCUUUCCUUUUUCCUUAACCCCCAAGCCACACCCUCACUAUAAAUACAUAUAUAUAAACCGUAUACAUAUAUAAACUACUCUCUCUCCUCUCCCCCUUUCUCAUCCCGUUUCUUCACCGGGUCGGUUUGUGUCGUCUCCGAGACAAACCCAUCUGAAAAAUAUCCACCUUUGGGACCCGCCGCACAACACCAACGCGCACACAGAGGGGAGAAUAUUUUCAAUUUUUCUGCUGUUUUUGUUUUUCACUUGAAAUCCCAGAAAUAAAAUCUAGAAAGAGGGAGACUCACCGGAAGUGCGGGAAAUUUUCGCUCUGCUUCUUAUCAUCUGGGUGGGACAAAUCCGAUCAGUUACCGGUAGGUUUUCUGGGCGUGGAUUUCUUUGAGGAGUUAUUUUUUUCUGAUUCGAUCGCCUAUUUCGGCACACUGUCGGAGAAUAGGAGGUCUGAUAGCUUGGUAGUUUCGCAGAAUAUGAGUUUUCAUGUCCAAAAUGAGCGAAGGGAUAGGUCCAGGUUUCUUGCUCAGCCUGCUACUCAGCCUACUCAACCUGCUACUCAGCCUACUCAGCCUGCUCGUCGAGAGUGGGUGCUGAGAGGUACCAACCCUACCACUGCCACUGCUGCUGUUAACCCGCCUCCAGUCUAUCCGAACAACCUGAAUGUCAAUGCCAACCAGCCUAAUCCAAGAUUCAAUCCAAACAACCCGACCGGCAAUGUGAGCCAGCCUACUCCAAGAUUUAAUCCAAACAACCUGAAUGACAAUCUCAGCCAGCCUAAUCCAAGAUUCAAUUCUAACAACCUCAAUGGGAAUGCUGGCCUGCCUAAUCAUAGCUCUGUUACAUCCGAGAUUCGGCCACACAGAGGAGGAAAUAAUGGCGUUAUUAAAGGCCAUAUGGGCCAGUCAGCGAACCAUAGAAGGGAGAGGGGAAGGAGUGAGAAUCAGGAGGAAAAGGGAUUGAAGGACUCGAAUUUGCCCCAGCUUGUGCAAGAAAUUCAGGAUAAGCUGACAAAGGGCACUGUCGAGUGCAUGAUUUGUUAUGAAAUGGUGAGGAGGUCUGCACCUGUUUGGUCCUGCUCAAGCUGUUACUCAAUUUUCCAUCUGAAUUGCAUCAAGAAAUGGGCUCGAGCUCCCACUUCUAUCGACAUGUCUGCAGAGAAGAAUCAGGGGUUUAAUUGGCGGUGUCCUGGAUGUCAGUCUGUCCAGCUCACAUCUUCAAAGGAGAUUCAGUAUGUUUGCUUCUGUGGCAAAAGGACAGACCCGCCUUCAGAUUUGUAUUUGACACCACAUUCGUGUGGUGAGCCUUGCGGGAAGCAACUCGAGAGGGAGGUCCCAGGCAAGGGUGUGAGUAAGGAUGAUCUUUGCCCUCACGUUUGUGUCUUGCAGUGCCACCCAGGUCCAUGCCCUCCGUGUAAAGCAUUUGCCCCGCCACGUUUAUGCCCUUGUGGAAAGAAAACAAUCACAACGAGAUGUUCCGACCGGGCAUCUGUUCUGACUUGUGGUCAGCAUUGUAAUAAGCUGCUUGAUUGUUGGCGUCAUCGCUGCGAGCGGACUUGCCAUGUGGGUCCUUGUGAUCCUUGUCAGGUUCUGGUUGAUGCAUCCUGCUUUUGCAAGAAAAAAGUGGAGGUUGUUCUCUGUGGAGACAUGACUGUUAAGGGAGAGGUGAAAGCAGAAGAUGGUGUUUUUUCAUGCAGUUCCCCUUGUGGAAAAAUGCUUAGUUGCGGUAAUCAUUCCUGCAGUGAGGUUUGCCAUCCUGGGCCGUGCGGAGAUUGCAAUUUAAUGCCAAUUAAGAUUAAGACAUGCCACUGUGGGAAGACAAGCUUGCAAGAGGAACGACGGAGUUGUUUGGAUCCGAUUCCAACCUGUUCUCAAUUAUGUAGCAAGUCCCUCCCUUGUGAGAUGCACCAGUGUCAAGAGGUGUGCCAUACUGGGGAUUGCCCACCUUGUUUGGUUGAAGUGACCCAAACGUGUCGUUGUGGGUCAACUUCUCGGUCUGCGGAAUGCUUUAAAACCACAAUGGAGAAUGAGAAAUUCACUUGUGAUAAGCCUUGUGGGCGGAAGAAGAAUUGUGGAAGGCACCGGUGCAGCGAGAGGUGCUGUCCUCUUUCUAAUUUGAAUAAUGCUCUCUCGGGGGAUUGGGAUCCUCACUUUUGCUCUAUGUCCUGUGGGAAGAAGUUAAGGUGUGGUCAGCAUUCUUGUGAAUCGCUUUGUCACAGUGGCCACUGCCCUCCUUGCCUUGAUACAAUCUUCACGGACUUGACCUGUGCAUGUGGGAGGACUUCAAUCCCUCCUCCACUGCCAUGCGGUACCCCGCCUCCAUCAUGUCAGCUCCCGUGUUCUGUCCCUCAGCCUUGUGGGCAUACAUCUUCUCACAGCUGCCACUUUGGAGACUGUCCACCAUGUUCGGUGCCUGUGGCAAAGGAGUGCAUUGGUGGGCAUGUGGUCCUCAGGAACAUUCCUUGUGGGUCGAGGGACAUCAAAUGUAACAAGCUCUGUGGGAAGACAAGGCAGUGUGGUAUGCAUGCUUGUGGCAGGACUUGUCACCCACCUCCCUGUGAUACAUCUUGUUUGGCAGACCAAGGUUCAAAAACUUCUUGUGGACAGAUAUGUGGUGCUCCUAGGAGAGAUUGCAGGCAUACAUGUACUUCACUUUGUCACCCUUAUGCUUCUUGUCCUGAUAGCAGAUGUGAUUUUCCUGUCACAAUCACUUGUUCUUGUGGCCGGAUGACAGCAAGUGUUCCUUGUGAUUCUGGUGGCAGCAAUGCUAGUUUCAAGGCUGAUACUGUUUAUGAAGCUUCCAUUGUUCAAAGGUUGCCAGCACCACUGCAACCAAUUGAAUCAACCUGCAAGAAUAUCCUGCUCGGACAGAGGAAGCUUAUGUGUGAUGAUGAAUGUGCUAAGAGGGAGCGGAAACGGGUUCUUGCAGAUGCUUUUGAUAUAACUCCUCCAAAUUUGGAUGCGCUCCAUUUUGGUGAGAGUUCUGCUGUUGCUGAGUUGCUUUCGGACCUUCUUAGACGCGAUCCCAAGUGGGUAUUAUCUGUGGAGGAGAGAUGCAAGUACUUGGUGCUCGGCAAGAGUAGACGUGCUACAAGUGGUCUCAAGGUUCAUGUUUUCUGCCCGAUGCUGAAGGAGAAGAGGGAUGUAGUUCGGAUGAUCGCUGAAAGAUGGAAGCUUGCAGUUCAAGCGGCUGGUUGGGAGCCCAAGCGAUUUAUUGUGGUUCAUGUUACACCUAAAUCCAAAGCCCCCGCUCGGAUAUUUGGGGUUAAGGGCACAAUAACAGUGAGUGCACCCCAGCCUCCGGCUUAUGAACAUUUAGUGGACAUGGAUCCGAGGCUUGUAGUUUCAUUCCCAGAUCUCCCUAGAGAUGCAGAUAUAAGUGCACUUGUAUUGAGGUUUGGUGGUGAGUGUGAGUUAGUCUGGUUGAACGAUAAGAAUGCAUUAGCUGUAUUCAAUGAUCCUGCUCGAGCGGCAACUGCAAGGAGGAGGUUGGAUAAUGGUGCACUAUAUCAUGGCGCUAUUGUUGUUCACUCCAACGGCAGUGCAUCUAUGGCGGCACCAGGUUCUAAUGCUUGGGGUGGAUUGGGGACAUCUAGGGAAGGAGGAGCUUCUGCAGUGCUGAUGGGUAAUCCGUGGAAGAAGACUGUUACACAAGGGUCCGGUUGGAGGGAAGAUUCAUGGGGCAAGGAAGAGUGGCCUGGCAGUUCUACAGAUGCGCCGGCAAAUGUGUGGAAUAAAAAAGCACCAAUUGCUGCCUCAGUAAAUCGAUGGAGUGUACUGGACGGUGACACGGCAUUGGGCUCAUCCGCUUCAUCUCCCAGAGUUGAGGACACUAGAAAACAGUCUUUGGGUCCAUUGAAUUCGGCCUUGGACUCGAAAGCAAGUGGUUCGAGUUUGAGUUCCACUUCGGAAGGGCGGCCUGUUGGUGUUAUUGCAGAAACACCCGAAGUGGUUGAUGACUGGGAGAAGGCUUAUGAAUAAAGAUAGAACGGAGAAACAGAUGAAAAAAAGUUUAGGACCUUCAGCUUUGCGGGAUUUGUAGUAGUUUUAGUAGAUGAUCCGCCUUUUGUUUUCUUUUGUCUUGCAUUUGGGGGUGAUUAAAUUUUGUAGCCCAAAGAAAUGUUUAGUUAGCUCCACGUUUUUGUAUCAGUGACAUUUUGGAUCAAAUGGAAACCAUUUUUCACUUUAAA